GCAUCAAUUGAGUCGUAUUCGUCCCCGUCGAAGGAGUCAUACCGGUGCUCAUUUUUAACUCCACGUCUCACGAACAAGCCGAGUAGUGUUUCAUCCGUGGCCAGAGUAAGGCUGUUGAUGUACUCUACUUAAUCCUCAAUUGAGCCCUGGUCUUCGCUAUUUCUGCGACAAGACGACACGAUGGGGUCAGCAACCCCCCACACUCCGACGCGCAUUGCGAUUCUGGGCAAGGAGGAUAUUGUUGUGGACUUCAAUAUAUGGCGGAGCUUCGUAGUGGAAGACCUGCUAUCUAAUUUACCAUCGUCGACAUAUGUCCUCAUCACUGACACGAAUCUCGCUCCCCGUUACGUUCCAGAUUUUGCACAAGCUUUCAGCACCCGCACCUCAGCGUCCCCUGCGCCUCCACGACUCCUCACUUACGAAAUUCCGCCAGGAGAAAGCUCAAAAGGUCGAGAAACGAAAGCCGAGAUCGAAGAUUGGAUGCUCUCGGAACAAUGCACGAGAGACACAGUCAUAAUCGCGCUUGGUGGCGGGGUCAUAGGGGAUAUGAUCGGGUAUGUGGCUGCUACUUUUAUGAGGGGCGUACGCUUCGUACAGGUUCCAACUACUCUGCUAGCCAUGGUAGAUUCGUCGAUUGGUGGCAAGACUGCUAUUGACACACCACUGGGCAAGAAUCUUAUUGGUGCGUUCUGGCAACCACAAAGAAUAUACAUCGAUCUGAGGUUCCUCGAAACCUUGCCAGUACGAGAGUUCAUCAAUGGGAUGGCCGAAGUUGUUAAAACUGCGGCGAUCUGGGACGAAGCCGAAUUUGCUACAUUGGAGGAUAAUGCAGCCAUCCUCAUGUCCACGAUCCGCGCGGAAUCAUCUGACUCAUCAACACGGUUGGAUCCUGUCCGAGAUAUUCUUAAGAGAAUCGUACUUGGCUCAGCAAGAACAAAGGCAGAGGUUGUAUCUGCAGAUGAACGAGAAGGUGGUCUGAGAAACCUACUGAAUUUUGGACACUCAAUCGGUCAUGCAUACGAAGCAAUCUUGACCCCGCAAGUCUUACAUGGCGAAGCUGUUGCUAUUGGUAUGGUCAAGGAGGCAGAGCUGGCUCGCCAUCUGGGUGUUCUGAAACCCGGUGCAGUGGCGCGUCUGGUAAAGUGUAUAUCAAGCUAUGGCCUUCCGACCUCUCUUGCGGACAAACGGAUUCAGAAACUUACAGCAGGAAAAGCUUGCCCAGUCAACAUCCUGUUAGAGAAAAUGGGAGUCGACAAAAAGAAUGAUGGGAAGAAGAAGAAGAUCGUCCUACUGUCGGCCAUUGGGAAAACUUAUGAGCAGAAGGCUAGCGUGGUAGAAGACGGUGCGAUUCGGAUUGUACUUUCAGACUCUAUAGAGGUCUCUUCUGGAGUCCCCAAGGGUCUAAAGAACGAGGUAGUUCCUCCCGGAUCAAAGAGUGUCUCCAAUCGAGCUCUUGUGCUUGCCGCGCUUGGCACUGGCCCUUGUCGAAUCAAGAACCUCCUCCAUUCGGAUGAUACCGAAUUCAUGCUAACGGCAAUUGCGAAGCUGGGAGGUGCUUCGUAUGCAUGGGAAGAUGCAGGGGAGGUCUUGCUUGUACAGGGAAGAGGAGGUGAUCUACGAGCCAGCCCAUCGGAGCUAUACAUUGGUAACGCGGGGACAGCAUCGAGAUUCCUGACCACCGUCGUGUCCCUUUGCAAACCGUCCACGGUGACAUCAACAGUUCUCACCGGUAAUGCUCGCAUGAAGGUUAGACCCAUAGGCCCGCUCGUUGAUUCCCUUCGAGAGAAUGGGGUCGACAUCAAAUACCUUGAGAAAGAGCACAGCUUGCCGCUCGAAGUUCCUGCCUCUGGUGGGUUUACUGGAGGGGAUAUCGAGCUUGCUGCCACAGUAUCCUCCCAAUACGUGUCGUCACUUCUUAUGUGCGCGCCAUAUGCUAAGAAACCAGUCACUCUUCGCCUGGUUGGAGGGAAGCCGAUCUCCCAGCCAUAUAUUGAUAUGACCACCGCCAUGAUGGCUUCGUUUGGCAUUCGUGUUGUCAGGUCAAAAACCGAGGAACAUACAUAUCAUAUCCCGCUGGGGGUGUAUCAAAACCCACCGGGAUAUACCGUUGAAAGUGAUGCAAGUUCUGCAACAUAUCCCUUGGCUGUAGCUGCUAUCUCGGGGACGACCUGUACGAUACCCAACAUUGGUUCAAAGUCGCUUCAGGGGGAUGCCCGUUUUGCUCUCGAUGUUCUCCGACCCAUGGGUUGCACGGUAGUCCAGACCGAUUACGCUACGACUGUAACAGGUCCACCCCAAGGGCUUUUGGUUGCUAUAGAGGAGAUCGAUAUGGAGCCUAUGACAGAUGCUUUCUUGACUGCCUCAGUGCUUGCUGCUGUGGCAAAAGGCACAACAAGAAUUAGGGGAAUUGCCAACCAGCGGGUCAAGGAGUGUAAUCGUAUUUCAGCUAUGAAAACCCAGCUUGCAAAUUUCGGUGUUGAGUGUCGGGAAUUAGAUGACGGGAUCGAGGUUGACGGGAGACCAAUCUCAACGUUGAAUAGUCCACGCGAUGGCGUGUAUUGUUACGAUGACCACCGAGUAGCCAUGUCGUUCAGUGUGCUUUCCGUCGCGACCCCGGAGCCUGUUCUGAUCACGGAGCGCGAGUGUGUUGGAAAGACCUGGCCAGGGUGGUGGGACAUCAUGUCGCUGUCCUUCAGUGUAGCACUGGUCGGUAGAGAAACAGCUGUGGCAAGCACGCAUGCUACAUCCGAGAACCAGCCGGCAUCGUCAAACAAAUCCAUUUUCAUCAUUGGAAUGCGCGGUGCCGGGAAGACGACUGCUGGAGGAUGGGCAGCAAGGAUUUUGAACAGACCACAUAUCGAUCUGGACAUCGAACUUGAGCGAACCGUUGGGCGCACAAUUCCAGAACUCAUCAAGGAUAAAGGAUGGGAAGGGUUUAGAAAUGCCGAACUCUCACUGCUCAAGCGAAUGAUCGUUGAAAAGCCAAGAGGCUAUGUCUUUGCUUGUGGUGGUGGUGUGGUAGAGAUGCCCGAGGCCCGGAAGCUUCUUUCCACAUACCACAAAGCUGGUGGCAUCGUUCUCCUCGUGCAUCGGGACACCGAACAAGUCAUGCAGUAUCUCCAGAUAGACAAGACACGGCCGGCUUACGUCGAAGAUAUGAUGGGAGUGUACUUGCGCCGGAAACCAUGGUUCCAGGAGUGCAGUAACUUCCAGUAUCAUAGCAAAGGGGGGGAAUCUGGAGCUCUAUCUGUUGCGCGAGAAGAUUUUGCAAGAUUCCUGUCACUCAUCUCGGGAGAGAGUAGCCAUUUCGAUGAGAUACGAAAGAAGCAACAGUCUUUCUUCGUGUCAUUGACAAUGCCAGAUAUUACGGCAGCUUCUUCUGAUACCCUUCGUACUAUCGCGGUAGGUUCGGAUGCCGUGGAAAUACGUGUUGAUCUCCUGCAUGAUCCAAGCUCGACAAGCGGGAUCCCAACUCCGGAAUUCUUGAGUCUCCAGAUCGCACAUCUGAGAUCUAUUGUUCCUUUGCCACUCAUUUUCACGAUUCGAACAAUUAGCCAAGGCGGUCGAUUUCCAGAUGAUGCUCAAGACGAGGCUUUGAAACUGUACAAAGCAGCCGUUAGAAUGGGAAUGGAGUACAUCGACCUAGAGAUCGCUUUCACAGAUGAGCUACUUCAGACCGUCACGGAAGCCAAAGGAUUCUCGAAAAUCAUCGCCUCACAUCAUGAUCCUCGUGGCUGCCUAUCCUGGAAGAAUGGUGGGUGGAUCCAAUAUUAUAAUCGAGCGCUUCAGUACGGUGAUAUUAUCAAGCUGGUUGGUUCUGCAGGCAGUAUGGAAGACAACUUCUCCCUGGCAAGAUUCAAAUCCAACAUGAGUGCUGCACACAGUGUCCCUAUGAUUGCUAUUAACAUGGGCAUUAUCGGCAAGCUGAGUAGAGUGCUGAAUGGUUUCAUGACUCCAGUCUCACAUCCAGCCUUGCCGUUCAAGGCUGCUCCUGGCCAACUCUCUGCAGCUGAAAUACGACAGGGGCUUUCACUUCUUGGCGAGAUUACCCCAAGAUCCUUCUUCCUCUUCGGCACGCCAAUCUCAGCCUCGAGAUCUCCAGCCUUACAUAAUACCCUCUUCCAGCAAACAGGCCUCCCACACAAGUACUCGCGUCUUGAGACUGACAAUGCUGAAGAAGUGCGCGAUAUAAUUCGAUCGGCAGAGUUUGGUGGUGCCUCUGUCACUAUACCUCUCAAACUUGAUAUUAUUCCUCUUCUCGAUGAUAUUACCGAGGCUGCCAAGAUUAUUGGAGCUGUGAACACGAUCGUGCCUGUCUCCAUCGAAGCAGGACAGCCACCGCGCUUGGUCGGGGAAAAUACAGACUGGAUGGGAAUGACACACUCGCUCAUUUCUGCCUCCUACACGACCGUAUCUUCCGGAUCUCCAGGAAGUGCUCUUGUAAUUGGAGCCGGCGGAACUGCUCGAGCAGCCAUCUAUGCUCUACAAUCUCUCGCCCACAGUCCUAUCUACAUCGUGUCCCGUACACCUUCCAAACUCGCAGCCAUGAUUGCUACAUUCCCGGCUGAGUUCAACAUUGUGCCACUCUCCGAGGUAGAAAAUGCAGAGAGGAUCACUCAGGUGCCACGGGUUGCCAUUGGGACGAUUCCAGCAGAUAAGCCAAUCGAGCAAAACAUGCGCGAGAUUCUAGCGGCACUCUUGCGACAUCCAGAUGCGGAGGUAGACAAGCAGAGAACACUGCUUGAGAUGGCGUACAAGCCUAGUCAGACAGCAUUGAUGCAGAUGGCCAAGGACGCUGGCUGGGUUACUAUUCCUGGUUUGGAGGUGCUCAGUGCUCAAGGCUGGUAUCAAUUCCAGAAGUGGACGGGUAUCAAGCCCUUGUAUGACGACGCAAGAGCUGCUGUGAUGGCUGUCUAGGUGUUUUUCGGACCUAGGCGGUAGCCUCGAAUGGGGAUGGGGAGAAAAAAAGACUGGCAUUGUUAUUUUUAGAAAAAAUAGAGCAUUGGAAUCUUAAUGAAGGAGAACCCUUUGAAUUCGGCGCAUGCUACUAUCUAGGUAUCCACAUCAUGGAAUCUGGUACUGGAGUAUUUGAAGGCCAAUUUUGGUAUUAUGGAAUUCACAUUUGCACUCAUGCUUGGCUAGAUGACAUAAAAGCUCCAGGUGUUUGUCUAUCAUAAUCUUCUUGGAACUAUUUCUCAUGUCCUGGGUGUUGCAAAAUGCUUGACAUUGUUUUACGUGCUUUCAGGCGAGGCGAGGACGAAUCAUCCACCUUUUGUUGUCUUAUAGUCAGUUGGAGUAGAUCACAAAGUGGAUAUUUGACACAGUUCUAUUCGACGUGCUUCGCGAUUCAUAACUCCGUAUGUUUUGCUGCAACCAGGGUAGGGGAGAAAUUGUGUGGAUGGCGGGAAGUUGCAAGGGGAUACACAUCUGUAAGGGUCACGUCAUGAACGACUGGCAAAAACCAUCCUGAUAUACGACAAUUGCGCUCCUCCCGGAGGGCCG
Molecule: messenger RNA, 5502 nt
Organism: Cadophora gregata
Lineage: Eukaryota; Fungi; Ascomycota; Leotiomycetes; Helotiales; Ploettnerulaceae
Gene: ARO1
Product: 3-dehydroquinate dehydratase (3-dehydroquinase)
Exons: 2
Coding region: 181-4917 (1578 amino acids)
Biological process (GO): chorismate biosynthetic process; aromatic amino acid biosynthetic process
Cellular component (GO): cytoplasm
Molecular function (GO): 3-phosphoshikimate 1-carboxyvinyltransferase activity; shikimate 3-dehydrogenase (NADP+) activity; 3-dehydroquinate synthase activity
Source: RefSeq, a predicted model, not a curated record